AUGAAGCUGGAGUGGCACCUAUUCGAGGAGUGGCGCCGAUUCGAGGAGUGGCGCCUAUUAGAGGAGUGGCGACUAUUAGAGGAGUGGCGCCUAUUAGAGGAGUGGCGCCUAUUAGAGGAGUGGCGCCUAUUAGAGGAGUGGCGCCUAUUAGAGGAGUGGCGCCUAUUAGAGGAGUGGCGCCUAUUGGAGGAGUGGCGCCUAUUAGAGGAGUGGCGCCUAUUAGAGGAGUGGCGCCUAUUAGAGGAGUGGCGCCUAUUAGAGGAGUGGCGCCUAUUAGAGGAGUGGCGCCUAUUGGAGGAGUGGCGCCUAUUAGAGGAGUGGCGCCUAUUAGAGGAGUGGCGCCUAUUAGAGGAGUGGCGCCUAUUAGAGGAGUGGCGCCUACUAGAGGAGUGGCGCCUACUAGAGAAGUGGCGCCUAUUAAAGGAGUGGCGCCUAUUAGAGGAGUGGCGCCUAUUAGAGGAGUGGCGCCUAUUAGAGGAGUGGCGCCUAUUAGAGGAGUGGCGCCUAGGAGUGGCGCCUAUUAAAGGAGUGGCGCCUAUUGGAGGAGUGGCGCCUAUUGGAGGAGUGGCGCCUAUUAGAGGAGUGGCGCCUAUUAGAGGAGUGGCGCCUAUUGGAGGAGUGGCGCCUAUUGGAGGAGUGGCGCCUAUUGGAGGAGUGGCGCCUAUUAGAGGAGUGGCGCCUAUUAGAGGAAUGGCGCCUAUUAGAGGAGUGGCGCCUAUUAGAGGAGUGGCGCCUAUUAGAGGAGUGGCGCCUAUUAGAGGAGUGGCGCCUAUUAGAGGAGUGGCGCCUAUUGGAGGAGUGGCGCCUAUUAGAGGAGUGGCGCCUAUUAGAGGAGUGGCGCCUAUUAGAGGAGUGGCGCCUAUUAGAGGAGUGGCGCCUAUUAGAGGAGUGGCGCCUAUUAGAGGAGUGGCGCCUAUUAGAGGAGUGGCGCCUAUUAGAGGAGUGGCGCCUAUUAGAGGAGUGGCGCCUAUUGGAGGAGUGGCGCCUAUUAGAGGAGUGGCGCCUAUUAGAGGAGUGGCGCCUAUUAUAGGAGUGGCGCCUAUUAGAGGAGUGGCGCCUACUAGAGGAGUGGCGCCUACUAGAGAAGUGGCGCCUAUUAAAGGAGUGGCGCCUAUGAGAGGAGUGGCGUUUAUUAGAGGAGUGGUGCCUAUUAGAGGAGUGGCGCCUAUUAGAGGAGUGGCGCCUAUUAGAGGAGUGGCGCCUAUUAGAGGAGUGGCGCCUAUUAGAGGAGUGGCGCCUAUUAGAGGAGUGGCGCCUAUUAGAGGAGUGGCGCCUAUUGGAGGAGUGGCGCCUAUUGGAGGAGUGGCGCCUAUUAGAGGAGUGGCGCCUAUUAGAGGAGUGGCGCCUAUUAGAGGAGUGGCGCCUAUUAGAGGAGUGGCGCCUAUUAGAGGAGUGGCGCCUAUUAUAGGAGUGGCGCCUAUUAGAGGAGUGGCGCCUAUUAGAGGAGUGGCGCCUAUUAGAGGAGUGGCGCCUAUUGGAGGAGUGGCGCCUAUUAGAGGAGUGGCGCCUAUUAGAGGAGUGGCGCCUAUUAGAGGAGUGGCGCCUAUUAGAGGAGUGGCGCCUAUUAGAGGAGUGGCGCCUACUAGAGAAGUGGCGCCUAUUAAAGGAGUGGCGCCUAUUAGAGGAGUGGCGUUUAUUAGAGGAGUGGCGCCUAUUAGAGGAGUGGCGCCUGUUGGAGGAGUGGCGCCUAUUAGAGGAGUGGCGCCUAUUAGAGGAGUGGCGCCUAUUAGAGGAGUGGCGCCUAUUAGAGGAGUGGCGUUUAUUAGAGGAGUGGCGCCUAUUAGAGGAGUGGCGCCUGUUGGAGGAGUGGCGCCUAUUAGAGGAGUGGCGCCUAUUGGAGGAGUGGCGCCUAUUAGAGGAGUGGCGCCUAUUAGAGGAGUGGCGCCUCCUAGGGGAAGGCGGAGGGCGGAGGGCGGAGGGAGGAGGGCGGAUGGCGGAGGGCGGAGAGGGCGGAAGGCGGAGAGAGGACGGAGGAGGGCGGAGGGCGGAGGGCGGAGAUAA
Messenger RNA from Closterium sp. Naga37s-1, 2001 nucleotides. NCBI's taxonomy places the organism in Eukaryota, Viridiplantae, Streptophyta, Zygnematophyceae, Desmidiales, Closteriaceae. The record is from the annotation of a GenBank genome assembly.